This is a messenger RNA of Octopus sinensis (East Asian common octopus), 1147 nucleotides long. RefSeq names its product methyltransferase-like protein 7A. The coding region runs from base 341 to 1093 and encodes 250 amino acids. NCBI's taxonomy places the organism in Eukaryota, Metazoa, Mollusca, Cephalopoda, Octopoda, Octopodidae. Gene Ontology annotation, molecular function: S-adenosylmethionine-dependent methyltransferase activity. The record is from RefSeq and is a predicted model, not a curated record. The transcript has 2 exons.
UGUAUAUGUAUGUGUGUGUGAAGGGUUUUUCAGUGUCUAUGAUGUGUCGUCUCUUCGCUGCUCAUUUAUUAUUAACAGAACCCCCACCCGUUUCUGUUCUUCAGAGAGUCUGACUGACUUGUUGGUUGCCGCUGCUGCUACAUUUUUCGCUUACUCCUUCGUUUUACCUUGUUUUGUAGAGGUUUGUUUUGUUCAUAUUUUUCCACCUCAUUUCGCGGUGUUUAAAAAUAUUCAUUUCUACGCAAACAUUCCCGCUAACCGCUUAAUUUAAUUUACGAAAAAAGACCCAAGGAACGAAUUCCUCAGACACCUUCAUAAACACAACAGAAAUAGUAGCAUAAUGGCUGAGCAAUAUGAUUUAGUAAUUGAAUUUCUUUCCGACAACUGGCCACACAUCACCAUGGUGUUGGCUCUGAUGCUGGUCGUUUAUUUAUUCGUCUUCAAGCGAAUCCACUGCUAUUUGCCUUAUAUAACACGCAAGACUAUCCACGGAUCAUUAAAUUCCGAAAUGACGUUUCAGAUGUCGAGGCUUUUCCAUCCUUUGAAAGUGGAACAAUUAAAAUUAGAUCGACCCCUGGAAAUCUUGGACCUUAGUGGUGCCAGCAGCCGGAUCGAUUAUUUCCCCACGGACUCUCACGUAACCAGCAUGGAUUCGAACCCUUUCAUCAGGGCAUAUAUGGAAGCAAAAGGAGUGGAAUGCAAGCAGGCAAUUUUCAAGGAAUUUAUAGAAUCCUCAAUCGAUGAUUUAGAAGAUUUGGAAUCCGAAAGUUUCGAUUCUGUCGUAUCAUUUCAGACUCUCUGUUCUGUUGGGGAACCAGAAAUUGUUUUGCAAGAAAUCCUACGAAUUCUUCGACCUGGCGGUACAUUUUAUUUCUUUGAACAUACCAAAUCCAAACUGCUGACUUUUCUCCGGCUGCGUCAAUAUUUCUGCUGCAUUCUGUGGUAUCUCCUCUUUGGCCGAUGUCGUCUUCUCCGUGACACUUCCCAACAGGUCGAACAGGCUGGAUUUUCUACUUAUUCCUACGAGAAGUUAAAUCAUUCAACCUUUUACACUGUCCAAUCUCCGACCAUAUUUGGUGUUGCCACAAAAUAACUUCACCCAAAACUUAUUUUUUAUUUCUGUUUUCUCAAUUUUUCUUUUUUUUUU